Messenger RNA from Magnolia sinica, 1133 nucleotides. RefSeq lists its product as uncharacterized. The record is from RefSeq and is a predicted model, not a curated record. Lineage: Eukaryota; Viridiplantae; Streptophyta; Magnoliopsida; Magnoliales; Magnoliaceae. The coding region runs from base 66 to 749 and encodes 227 amino acids. The transcript has 2 exons.
CCGACGCUCCCGCUCCAUCGACCGUACAAUAUGAGCGUUCAUUCGGACGGUUUGAUUCAGACGAAAUGGGCGAUCAUCAUGACAUCGAACUUGGAGUGGCCAAUGUUCGGAGACCGUCCAUUUUCAGCAUAGAAUCAGGCAUUGGCAAUGAAGGUAUACAAGCAACAGAACAAACGAUGCCCCCCGUGCAUCUGAACGUUUCACAACCGUCGGUGGAAGCGAUCAUUGCAAUCAUCGCCUUGGGAUCAACAAUCAUGGUGGGCCUCUUGGGUCUUAACUUUCCAAUCAACGGUGAUGAUAGCAAGCAUAGCCCGACGGCUUUAUUCCGUCAGCAUCCGAUGUCCUUAUGCUUUUUCGUCGUGAUUGGCGUGGCAACCUUCUACUUCACAGCGAUUGGAACGAUUCUUUGCCGAUUCCGGCCCAACAUAGCCAGAACUCUCAACCUCAUUGCCUUGGUUCUUGUAGUGCUGGCUGUCACAGUAUUGUUGUGGGCCCUACUGCCUAAUAAGUUCGGGUGGGUCCCAUGGAUCUUCUUCGCAGCGACCAUCUUGGCUGCAUCAGUUGUGCAAGCAUGGGAGUGGGCCACCCAAAAAUCAACGGACAAGAUUCCUUGCUUUUAUCGUGAUCAUUUCUGGUGUCCCACUAUUCACAGUCCUAGUGUAAUUAUACGCAAUUCCUCCCAUCAACUGCUGUUGAAUUCAUGGCAGUGCUCUCCCAGACUACGUCGUGUCCGGAGUUCUAGCUUAUGAUGGUUGAUUUGUUGUCGUAGAAGUCGGUAUCUUGCAGUGAUCCUCAUCAUCCAAUUCAUCAACCGCCAUGAACGUCACAAGGGAUUAUUUGUUUAAUCAUGAAGAUCAACGCCCACAGUUCCAAGAUCAAGACUGUUAGACUGUUGCAUCUCGCGUCGAUGGCCGGUGUCUUAGAAAUCUCGUGUGAACGAAGAUCCUUGCCACUAAUCUUGGGACCUUCCUAUCCUCACACGGAUAUGAUAGAAUCUUUGAUUGAUUGGUGAUUGGUAUGUGUCAGUACUUGUAUAUAAACUGAGGAAACACUGUUUCUGCCAAGACAACAUUCCAUUGUUGUUGUAAAUUUCUGAAGAAAAAAAGCUCCAUUAGUGGGUGAGUCCCACAUGA